GAUCCGAGACUUUCAUUCAUUACUAUCUUUUUUUCUCUUCUGGUUGCUGAGUUUUUUCCAAUUUCCCAAUGGGCGACAAACCCUAAUCCUCUUCAGCUUUAGUUUUUGCCUCAGAAGAUUCAUCUGCCCAUUCAACCUCUAUAAUGGGGCGCAGUGACUCUAGAUCACCUGCCAGGGGGCGUGGAUCUCCUCGCAGGAGGAGCCCUUCACGCAGGGAGAGGUCACCUGCUCAUAAAAGGAGUUCACAUGCUGCAAGUUCAGCUGUAGCAGAGAAGCGUUCAAGACGUGCAAGGUCAAGAUCUCCUGUUCCUCUUUCACCUGCUCGAGAGAGGCCUUCUAGUCGCAAUAAAUCCCCAAAGCGCCGAAAAUCAAUCUCCCCUGCAUCUCGCUCCCCAAUCAAAGAGAAACCUUCAAGUCGCAUGAAGUCCCCCAAACGAGCUAGGUCAAGGUCUCCGGAUUCAAAGCUGUUACAGGGAGAGAAGUCUUCAGGCCGAGCCAGGUCUCCUAGACGUGCCAAGUUGCAGUCUCCUGAACCUCGCUCACCCUCACCACGAACAAAAAGACUGAGGAGAGCAGAACGAGAGGCCGAAGAAAAAUCAAGGGAGCGGGAGCCUGCGAAGAAUCAUGGAAGGUCUAGUGAUAGGGAUACACAUAGGGAAACAGAUUCUGACAGAAUGUUGCGUGAAUCUCGCUCACCAUCACCGCGAACAAAAAGUCUAAGAAGAGCAGAACGAGAAGCUGAAGAAAAGUCAAGGGAACGGGAGCCUGAAAAAAAUCAUAAGAGAGCUAGUGAUAGGGCUACACAUAGAGAAAAGGAUUCGGACAGAAUGUUGCCUGAAUCUCGCUCUCCCUCACCACGAACAAAGAGACUAAGGAGAGCAGAACGAGAAGCUGAAGAGAAGCCGACGGAGCGGGAGCCUGAGAAAAAUCAUGGGAGAGCUAGUGAUAGGGAGACACAUAGGGAAAAGGAUUCUGACAGAGUGAUGCAAAGCGAAAGGAGAGAGAGAAAAUCAGGAAAGGACUCAAUAGAUAAUGGAUCUUAUAAGUCAAGAAAUGGACGAUCAGCUUCACCUUCAGAACGGCAGCAUAGAAGUCGGCACAGAUCGAGAUCACCUGCAGCAGCCGAUAGUAGAGCACAUGCUGAGGCAACAAACUCAAGGAGAGGUGAACACAGGAAUGGUGAAGAUGACUCCUUAUCUAAAAUGAAGGAAGCUGAGGAGGCCUUGGAAGCUAAAAAUAAAGAUAAGCCUUCGUUUGAGCUCUCUGGAAAGCUAGCAGCUGAAACUAAUCGAGUAAGAGGUAUAACACUUCUCUUCAAUGAGCCACCAGAUGCUAGAAAACCCGACAUAAGAUGGCGCUUGUAUGUUUUUAAGGGUGGUGAAGUCCUUAAUGAGCCUCUAUAUGUUCAUCGCCAAAGUUGUUAUCUUUUUGGGAGAGAAAGGAGGGUUGCAGACAUUCCCACGGAUCACCCAUCUUGCAGCAAGCAACAUGCUGUCCUCCAGUACAGGCAAGUUGAGAAGGACAAUCCUGAUGGUACUUCAUUGAAGCAAGUAAGGCCAUAUGUAAUGGAUCUUGGAAGCACUAAUGGUACUUUCAUUAACGAAAACCGGAUUGAGCCUGAGAGAUACUAUGAGCUAUUUGAAAAGGAUACCCUUAAGUUUGGUAAUAGUAGCCGAGAGUAUGUGCUACUUCAUGAGAAUUCAGCAUGAUGAAAGUCGCUAAGAUGCUUGAUGGAGGUGAUAUUUGUAUCAACUGGCUCGACGUUGAACGCUCUUAUUCAGAAGAUCAAAUAUUUGUUAUGCCAAGUUUACCAGCACGAUAGCCAUUGCAAGUGCUCAGCUGAAAUCGUGUAAUGUUUGGCCAUUGCUUACAAAGUUUUUCAGUGCUAAUGGAAAUUUUGGUUUCUUUAGUCUCCAUGAUUCUGGAUGGUUUGUUUAUAGGCUCUUAGUUCCCUUAUUAAUAGGAUUAUGUAAAAUUGUUGAUUAGGUGAUAACUAGUGUAUGUGCACUCACAUUUCUCUCAAGUAAUGAGCAUUUCUCUGUUUUCUAUCA
Messenger RNA from Solanum dulcamara, 2051 nucleotides. RefSeq names its product FHA domain-containing protein DDL. Gene Ontology annotation, cellular component: nucleus. Lineage: Eukaryota; Viridiplantae; Streptophyta; Magnoliopsida; Solanales; Solanaceae. Bases 144 to 1709 code for a protein of 521 amino acids. The transcript is spliced from 11 exons. Gene Ontology annotation, molecular function: protein binding; mRNA binding. The record is from RefSeq and is a predicted model, not a curated record.